AUGUCAUUUUAUGACAAACAAGGCUCAAGUGCCCAGAUCAGUGACGGUAGACGGACGUGGGACGAGGCAGAAUAUGAACGUAAAGCGAAAGAGCGUCUUGCUGAAGCUCAAACUGCUGAUUCGAAAAAAUUAGGACUUUUGAAAAAAGACGAGCCUCCUGUGAAGAAGAAGGGGCUUGAAUACCGCGACUUUCAACUUGAUUUGGAUUCUAAAGUUGGUAAAGCUAUUGUAAUCAGUAAAACUACGCCGGCUGCUGAGUCGGGAGGAUUUUACUGUGAUAUUUGUGAUUGUGUCAUCAAAGAUUCUCUCAACUUUCUUGAUCAUAUGAAUGGCAAGAUGCACAUAAAGAACCUGGGAAUGAGCAUGAAAGUCAAGAGAAGUACUCUGGAAGAUGUACAAGAUCGCUUUGCUUACAAGAAAUGGGAAAAAGAACAAGAGAGACGACAGAAAGAGAAGGAAGCGAACAGCGAGGAUGUUGCUCUCGAACAGGCCAAGAUAAACGAUGCUAAGCUGAGCAAACAAGAACGAAAAAGAAAAAGAGAAAAAGAAGAAGAAGUGGAGGAAGAAACAGAGGGAUUAGAUCCCGACAUUCAAGCUAUGAUGGGAAUUUCAGGAUUCGGAACUUCCAAGAAGAAAUAA
This is a messenger RNA of Auanema sp. JU1783, 639 nucleotides long. Lineage: Eukaryota; Metazoa; Nematoda; Chromadorea; Rhabditida; Rhabditidae. The record is from the annotation of a GenBank genome assembly.